AUGGCCCUGGAUGGACAGGCCGACGCCGUCGUAGGUACGUCGGACGACGACGAAGCGGUCGGGUGGGCAAGCGAUGCUGAAUGGGGCGAGUUGGUGCCGACGACACGAAGUCGGAAGAAAUGGAAUCUAUUUCAUGCGGCGCCACGGCGUGUCAUGUUCCAGUCCAUCCCCUCUCGCUCGGCCACAGCGUCGCCGCUUCUGCCGCUUCGUACCGCGUCAGUGCCUACUUCUGCGCCCGAUCCUGCGACAACGUCUGUACUACCGCCGCCUGCCGUGACUACAUCGAUACCCUCUCCUCCACGCCGUCACUUGCGCGCGCGCAAGCCUGCCCAGAUCCACCCCUAUACCAUUGAGGCCUUGCAGUACCGUCGCGAGCUGUAUGCGAACGACUGGGAAGAUGCUGUGGUGUCCCAACGCGAAUGGCGUCGACGUCCGAUACACGAGGACGUGCCUUCCUCGUCCCUGCCUGACACUAGUUCGCGCCCUCGCUCGCGACCUCGCUCGCGUUCGCGUUCGCGUUCGCGUUCACGUUCACGCUCCCCUUCGCUGACCAUUGAUCAUGCGACUUCGUCCGCGUCCGAGGCCGACUCGUCCGAUGACAGCACGGACUAUGAACGUCGAUUCCGCGUCCUCAAGCACAUGAUGCCGGCGCACAUGGCGCGCGCGUGCAUUGACGACCUACGUGCUAUGCGGCAUGGCCAUGCGUACGACGAAUCCGCGUCCAGCAGCGAUGCAGACGACAUGCCUUGCCCAGCGGUGCCAGCGCCCAGCGGUGCGUUACAACCUGGCGAAUCACGUCGUCGGAUUCGUGCGCGAUCUACCUCGGCGUCCAUGCCGCUUUGGAGCGAUGCGUCGUCGGACGAAAGCAGCGAACCGACUCCUACACGCUCGCCCUCGCCACAGUGGCAGGAUGGCGAUGUACGUACGUGGAUGCGACAGCGAUCCCCGUCGCCUGUGCAAGAAGCCGAUGCGAUCGAUCGAAUGCUCGCACGAACGCAUGCGGAACGCCCACCGACAUGGCGACGACAACGGCACCGACGACAGGGCCAGCAUGGCUUUGGCGAGGCAGCGGCGGUGUCUCGUACCGCGAAACGAUCACGUCGGACACAUGCUAUGCCAUCUACUCGGCGCGCAUCUCGUGUUGCUGUCCCUGCGUGGAUUCAAGGGCUGGAUGAUACGGCGCCCUCCGCCUCGGCCUCGACGACGACAAGCAAGGCUCGAGCCACGUCUCGUUCUUCCGUGACGGUUGUGCCCGGCGUCGCAAGUGGCCAUGUCGUGGGCGUGCCUACGCAGCGUGGCGACUUGUCGUCACAUACACGUUUGCCAUACAUUCCUGCAUCGCAUGGAUGGAUCAACGUCGCACGAGAUGUACGAGUAGCGAGGCCUCCUACGGACAUGCCGCCCCACGGAUGGCCGACCAAGCCGCAACCUGUCCGUCGUUCGUCGCCAGCGCGGCCCAUGGCGCCAUUGACGGUGCCUUCGCCAGACAAUGCGUCCGCCUUACCGACAGCUUGGCAGGCGACGCCGUCCGCCUGGCAUGCAGACUUGCAGCAGUUCCUUUGGUGGGAUACCGUGCGUCAGAUCCCGUGUGAUUUUGGAGUUCGGCCUCCGCCUGUAGGCCUUGCCUUUGCGUCCAGCACCGACUUGGGGCGUGGUCGGCUGCAUGCCCUGCUGCAAUGCGCCACGGCCACGACGACGUACGACGUGCCACAGUGCCAUGCCCAUGGCCUGGCCUGGCACGCGUCUAUGAGCCAGGACGAUGUGGCGCACGCGUUGCUCACUGUGACGGAUCGAUUGGACGACAGCGUGGCCACAGCCGAUCUCCUCCAUUUCCUCGGCGUAUGGUUCACAUGGCAAGCGACACAUACCCCUACGGCCGACGCUGUGCAUGUGGAAGGCGCAUGGGAGGCGGAAGCGGCCUGUGCGAUGCUUUGCACAUGGCUCCAAGACGCGCUGGAUCGAUGUACAUCGAGCUCGCCGCGCCUUUCCCUACAGCUUUUGUGGUGCCGCGUGCAAGUGUUGUUCCGCAUGCACUGCGUCAUGCCAGAUCGCGCUGUGAGUGUGUUGGAAGCAGCGCAUCCCCUCGUCGUACGUCUUUUGCUGCAUGGGCUUGCGACCGUAUGGGAGACCAUGCCGUCUGAAGGGACAUGGGACAAUGCCUACGCUGUGCUAUGGAUCAGUCUUGUGCAUGUCCUCAACGCGAUUGAUGCGUUGGCGUUCUGGGACGUAUGGGAGGCAGCCUGCGACGAAUGGCAUCGCACAGCGCCGACGGCCACGCCGCUUCUUGUGACGUGUGAGCGGACGUGGUUUGCGUUGCUGAGCGUGUGUGCUCUUUCGCAUUUCCAUGCGGCGACGGGCCUCGCCGGCCGCACGCCGCAUCUCGCGGCGCACUGGCCGCUCGUGCAGCGUCUCAUGGCACGUGUCCAGCUUCGGUACGACGAACACGUAGAGCACGCUGUACCCCGUGCGCUGGUCGCACGUCGCGAUGCGUACAUAUAUACCCUGCUACGUCGGUGCUGGCUCCUUCACGAGCGUUGGCAGUGGUCGUUUCAACACGCUGAGCCGCUUUUGCGCCACGUCUUCGAUAUCUUUGAUGCACACCGCUUGGCAGAUCUGCCUUCUGAAACGGACCACGACUUUGCGCCGUUCUUGCGGCGCUUCGAUACCUCGGCCCUGUACGAUGCACCAUGUACGUCUGCCUACCAGCUGUUUUUGCAGCUGCUCGCCCACACCAGUCGUACAUGGCAAGCACAACCGGACGCGUCACGACGUCUAGCCCGUCUCUUUUCGCGCAUGACACCUGUCCGUGUGAUGCCCUUUACGAAGGCGCAGCCACCGCUGUCGACAGAGCGUGCGAUGCUGUUCAAUCACUAUUCGCUGGUCAUGCUCUUCCUUCUUUUUGAGCCUACGUCUGCCAAGCAGCGCCUUCGGCAGAUUCGCAGCUUUCUCCCGUUUGCUAGUGCAGAUCGCGCGAGUCAGAUUGCUUGCAUUCGCGCGGUGGUGUAUGCUGGCACGCUUUUUCGUCAGCAUGCACAGGACUUGGCGCCCAUCGUGGCAUGGCUUGUGGAUGUACUGCAGGCCCUGCACGCAGAAGGACUAGAGCACGCCUCGCUGGCAACGACGGGGAUGGAAGCGCGACGGACCCAGCAAAUGCGCAAGGAGGCUACACGCAUGAUGGCCGUCGUUCUGCGCUCCAUUCAGCACUUGAUUCGACAUGCGUCCCUGCAGCCAGAUGCCCCUGUGCCCUAUCCACCCAUCUCGCUGCUGCAUACCGCAUGGACACGCGAUGUCUUUGCUUCCGAUCUCUCGCCGGACGUGCAAAUGGAAGCGCUGCGUAUUGUCCAAGUGUUUUUAGAGGCACGGCAGCAGUCACUCUCGAGGCCCACGCAAGCAAGUCAAGGCACAGCAGACUCCAUGGACGACGACAACGACGACGACGACGAUGCAUGGAUGCGCGAUCCCGCCUUGGCAUCACUGCUAGGCGAAGACUGGCAGCCGCCGCCGGACGAAGCGCUGGCGGCGCAUGUGGAUGCCAAUAUAUCGCCUAUGCUCUUCCGACUGUUGACGCAGUGGACGUCCACACGUUCCUCUACGGCGUCGGAUACUGCCUUAGAGGCUUUGGUGGCGCAGGCAGAAGCACAAGAUCGGUUAGGGCUGCUGGUCGAUGUAUGGGCCGCGUGUGGUGCUGUGCUUGUUUCACAGAGUCGGCGCGCAUGGUCAGCGUACUUAACGCUAGGUCGCGAGUCGUGGAAACGGCUGUCAGAUCCCAUUCGAAAACGUGAUGUGGCAGUUCGUUUGGCUGUACGAAUUGCCGAGUACGAUCAUGCAGCCGUACGGAACGAGCCCAUGGAGCUGAUGUUGGUGUGGUUCCAUACGAUCCUUGCGUACCAUACUACGAUGCAGACGACACUGACAUCGCUUCUGCAGGCAGCACAAGUGCCAUGGUUUGCUACACUUGACGUCCCAUCGUCCCACGACGCGUUUGUCACACAGCGACGCACAUUGGUAGCGGACGUCUUGGACGCGAUGUGGCCUACCGAAGCUGUGCAGGUACAUAUGGCCAUCCAAUGCGUCUCGGCCUUGCUGUCGGCCAUGCGAGCGUACGUCGAAGUGGUAUCGGACCCCACCUACUGGGCAUGGUGUGAAGAAAUCCUUGCCAUGAUCCCUACCAUGGACGAGCGAAUCCUACGGGGCGUACGGACCGAGCUACACUCUACAUCUACACUGCUCGCCCAACGGCGCACCACGGCCCUCACGACGACGACGACGUAA
This is a messenger RNA of Malassezia pachydermatis, 4272 nucleotides long. RefSeq lists its product as hypothetical. The transcript has a single exon. Gene Ontology annotation, biological process: double-strand break repair via homologous recombination; replication fork processing. Bases 1 to 4272 code for a protein of 1423 amino acids. Lineage: Eukaryota; Fungi; Basidiomycota; Malasseziomycetes; Malasseziales; Malasseziaceae. The record is from RefSeq and is a predicted model, not a curated record. Gene Ontology annotation, cellular component: Cul8-RING ubiquitin ligase complex; nucleus.